GGAUCAUUUUCUGUCGUUUAGCCCCCUGGAUUCCUCCCAUACUCUCAUUUUCUCGAGCUCCUUCUCCCUUCCCCAAACAGCAAACCAACACCUGCCCCUUGUCCUUCUUCUUCCACCUCCGCACUCGCCGGAAUCCCACUGUUGCUCGCCCCACCGACGACCGGAAUCGAUUCCUUGCGUGCCUAUUUUCCUUUCUCUUCCAAUUCCCCCCAGCUGCUGCCGAGCAUUCAGCUCCACUUCGCUACAGUGCUGGUCAAAAUCUCGCGCUUACUUCAGAAUUGAGCUGCGGCGGGAGGUGGAGACUUGAAGCUCGUUUGGACUCGAGCUGUGUGAUCUCUUUGUACUGGCGACGGUCUCUACUUCCGAGAGCUGGAGUUGCUGUUGUAGCAGUAUUCUGUGGAUUCGCUAGGGUUUUUUUUAUAAGUCUGGUGGAUGGAACGGUGCUGCUGCUUGAUUGAGAAUGCGCGGGAGGCGUACUGCAGUGUCGUUGCUGCUGCUGUGUAGCUUCCUCGGUUCCAGGAUUUUACGCCGUCGGAAUGUCGCCGCCGGAUAGAAUGGCUGCGGAUCUCAGUAGGACUGGCGCUGCUGAAAGGGAUAUUGAGCAGGCCAUCACUGCUCUGAAGAAAGGAGCUUACUUGCUGAAGUAUGGAAGAAGGGGGAAGCCAAAGUUUUGUCCCUUCCGCCUUUCAAAUGUAAAGACGAGUCUGUUCUGAUUUGGUUCUCAGGGAAAGAGGAGAAGCAUCUCAAGCUAAGCCACAUAUCUAGAAUUAUAUCUGGGCAACGCACUCCAAUCUUUCAGAGGUAUCCACGUCCUGAGAAGGAAUACCAGUCGUUUUCUCUUAUAUAUAAUGACAGAUCACUGGAUUUGAUUUGCAAAGAUAAAGACGAGGCUGAGGUGUGGUUUAGUGGUUUAAAAGCAUUAAUAUCACGCAGUCAUAACCGGAAAUGGAGAACAGAAUCGAGGAGUGAUGGAAUUCCAUCUGAAGCGAACAGUCCUAGGACAUAUACUCGUAGAAGUUCUCCCUUGAAUUCUCCAUUUGGGAGUAAUGACAGUUUUCAAAAGGAUGGAGAAAACCUUCGUAUUCACAGUCCAUAUGGAAGUCCACCGAAGAAUGGACUCGAUAAGACUUUCUCCGAUGUGAUAUUUUAUGCUGUUCAACCUAAAGGGGUUUUCCCCUCAGAUUCUGCUGGUGCUUCAGUCCAUUCUAUGUCAUCUGGGGGUUCAGAUAGUAUGCAUGGUCAUGCAAAGGGACUGGGGAUGGAUGCUUUUAGAGUUAGCCUAUCCAGUGCUGUCAGCACAUCAAGCCAAGGUUCUGGUCAUGACGAUGGUGAUGCCCUUGGGGACGUUUUUCUUUGGGGUGAAGGAACUGGAGAGGGUGUCCUAGGUGGUGGAGGUCAAAGAGUUGGGAAUUGUGCUGGUGUCAAAUUGGAUUCGUUGUUGCCUAAAGCCUUAGAAUCUACAGUUGUACUUGAUGUCCAGAACAUUGCUUGUGGCAGCCGACAUGCAGCCUUGGUGUCCAAGCAAGGCGAGAUUUUCUCCUGGGGAGAGGAAUCGGGAGGCAGACUUGGGCAUGGUGUCGAUUCUGAUGUCAUGCAUCCGAAACUUUUGGAUGCUCUUAGCAAUACAAACAUUGAGCUAGUAGCUUGUGGUGAAUAUCACACUUGUGCUGUUACGCUUUCUGGUGAUUUGUAUACCUGGGGUGAUGGAACUUACAAUUUUGGUCUUCUUGGACAUGGAAACGUAGUCAGUCACUGGGUCCCAAAAAGAGUGAAUGGGCCCUUGGAAGGCAUCCAUGUAUCAUCUAUCUCUUGUGGACCUUGGCAUACAGCAGUUGUAACAUCUUCUGGGCAAUUGUUGACAUUCGGUGAUGGCACGUUUGGUGUUCUUGGUCAUGGAGACAGGAAAAGUGUGUCGCUGCCAAGGGAAGUGGAAUCUCUCAAGGGGCUCCGAACAGUACGAGCAGCAUGUGGCGUUUGGCAUACUGCUGCAGUUGUAGAAGUCAUGGUUGGUAAUUCGAGUUCUAGCAAUUGUUCUUCUGGUAAGUUGUUCACCUGGGGGGAUGGAGAUAAAGGAAGGCUGGGGCAUGGUGACAAGGAAGCCAAACUUGUUCCUACUUGUGUUGCUGCUCUGGUUGAACCCAACUUUUGUAGAGUUGCUUGUGGGCACAGCCUGACAGUUGCUCUCACAACAUCUGGCCAGGUCUAUACCAUGGGUAGUCCUGUUUAUGGUCAACUAGGGAACCCACAAGCUGAUGGGAAGCUGCCCGCCCGUGUUGAAGGGAAACUGUUAAAGAAUUUUGUUGAGGAGAUUGCAUGUGGUGCUUAUCAUGUUGCAGUUCUAACUUCCAGAACUGAAGUUUAUACUUGGGGGAAGGGAGCAAAUGGUAGGUUGGGUCAUGGGGAUAUGGAUGACAGAAACUCUCCUACACUGGUGGAAGCUCUGAAGGACAAGCAAGUUAAAAGUAUUGCAUGUGGUGCUAAUUUCACUGCAGCUAUAUGCCUUCAUAAGUGGGUGUCAGGUGUUGAUCAGUCUAUGUGUUCUGGUUGUCGGCUACCGUUCAAUUUCAAACGCAAACGGCACAAUUGCUAUAAUUGUGGACUAGUUUUCUGUCACUCAUGCAGCAGCAAGAAGUCGCUUAAAGCUUCCAUGGCUCCAAAUCCGCACAAGCCCUAUCGUGUUUGUGAUACUUGCUUUAAUAAACUUAGGAAGGCCAUGGAUACUGAGGCACCGUCGCCUCAUUCCUCAAUUAGUAGAAGAGGUAGUAUAAAUCAUGGCUUGAAUGAUCCUACUGAUAAAGACGAAAAGUUGGAUUCGAGAUCUCGUGCACAACUUGCUAGAUUUUCAUCAAUGGAGUCUUUCAAGCAAGCAGACAGUCGAUCCAGGAAAAACAAAAAACUAGAGUUCAACAGCAACCGUGUGUCGCCGGUUCCAAAUCGAGGGUCACAGUGGGGAGGACUGAAUAUUUCUAAAUCUUUUAAUCCAAUGUUAGGUUCAUCCAAGAAAUUCUUCUCUGCCUCGGUUCCUGGAUCAAGAAUUGUUUCCCGAGCAACCUCUCCCAUAUCUAGACGGCCCAGUCCACCGAGGUCAACAACACCAUCACCAACCUUGGGCGGCCUUACUUCACCCAAAAUCGCAGUUGAUGAUAAUAAAACGGCUAAUGACAGUCUUAGCCAAGAGGUUACUAAGUUACGCUCUCAGGUCGAAAGUUUAACUCACAAAGCUCACCUUCAAGAAGUGGAGCUAGAAAGAACAACUAAACAGUUGAAGGAAGCAAUUGCAGUUGCAGGAGAGGAAACUGCAAAAUGCAAAGCAGCAAAGGAAGUAAUCAAGUCACUCACUGCUCAAUUAAAGGACAUGGCAGAAAGACUACCCGUGGGAGCAACCAGGACUGUGAAGACACCUUCCUUCACUUCUUUCGGAUACAAUCCUCCGAAUGAGAUGCCUACCAAUAAUGCUGCCAUGGACCGCUUAAAUGGUCAAGUUACAUCCCAAGAGCUAGACACGACGAGCGUGUUAAAUAAUAACCAGCCACAGCCACUCCCCAACGGUUCCAGCACCGCUAGCAGCCUUAGUUCCGGUUACAACAACAAACAAAGCCACCCAGAAUCGACAUUGAGGAACGGCGGUGGAAGAACGAAAGACGGUGAAUCGCACACUGAAGCUGAAUGGGUUGAGCAAGAUGAGGCUGGCGUGUAUAUAACACUAACCUCUUUGCCAGGCGGCGGCAAGGAUCUCAAGCGUGUCCGCUUCAGUCGGAAGCGAUUUUCAGAAAAACAGGCAGAGCAGUGGUGGGCUGAGAACAGGGCAAGAGUUUACGAACAGUACAACGUAAGGAUGGUCGACAAGUCGAGCAUCGGUGGCGAGGAUCUGCCACACUAGUUAGGGCCGGAAGAUUGUCACCGACCUAUAGACCAUAUCAGAAGAAUGAUGAAGAAGAAGAACACAGCACUGCGAAUCCUCGUGGCGGAAGGACUCAGGGCUGGAGGUUUCGGAUUGGAAGAAACGUUUCGCGUUUUUUAUUUAUUGUUUUUGAGUAACCUGUAAUGAGAAUGACAGCGCUUUUAAUUAGCUGUAGUUAGCCAUUAAGUAAACCGUACUUAAUUGUAACGGGCCAGUGGCACGCUGCCACGUGGCCAUCGGGGUUUACAGUAGAGACAACUAAGCUGAUCUCUUCGGCUAUAUAAGUAAAAGGAUGCAAACCCUAACAGCUAAGGGUAUUGCCCUCACCAAUGGAGAAAGGGGAUGUUAGAGUGGUUCGGUUGUGAAUGUUUUUAACUUGUGCUGUAAUUUUUUUUUUUUUUUUUACCAUUUUCGAACUCAGUGAUUGCCAAUCUUUUUGCCCCCUAUAUGUACUUGGUGUUGGUUGAAUAUAGUGAAAAAAAUGUAAAUUCUUCUUCGUGAUGUCUGAAGAGUGGAGGGAGAGAAAGGAGAAGCAGCUGCCUUGUAAGUAAAUUCAUUACAAGUGAAAAUGUAUUUUCAGAUUGGUGUCCAUUCUUCUGCCUGGCCUUUAGCCAAUUUCCAUA
This is a messenger RNA of Linum tenue, 4524 nucleotides long. NCBI's taxonomy places the organism in Eukaryota, Viridiplantae, Streptophyta, Magnoliopsida, Malpighiales, Linaceae. The record is from the annotation of a GenBank genome assembly.